UGUUUUGGCGUUGUUGCGGCGGAAGCAGCUCGAUGACGUGAUGUUGUUAUGUAUACCAGCUGAUGGCUGACGGGCGGCGAGCGGCGGAGCUUCGACGCGGAGGAAAUAAAGAGGAAAAGAGACAAACGGACGGCGCCUUCCUGCUUCACUUCUCUUCUGUUUCACUAGGAGCGAAGCCGCCGAGCUGCAGGACGGCGUCCAGAUGAAGAGCUCGGCUGUUCUCGUCGUGUUUGUGCUGUGCAGGCCGGGCCUCCGCGGGCUGGCCUGCCGCGCCGCGCCGCUCCAUGAGUGAAGUUCGCGCCUCGCCACGCAUUAAAAACGGCUUCGAGGAGAUGCUCGAAACCAUAAGAGCCCACCCCGCAACACAGACCGAGUAGUGGCGCCUCCAGACCGCAAACUGCGCACAGUCGGGCCGGCGAAGUUCACAGGAGACAGACCGACUCACGGCCGGCGGAGCUGCAUGUUGGCGUCGGCCUCCGAUGUCGCACAGCGCGGUCUUCGCCGAAGCACGUACCGAGUGACCCAGCGCAUCUCCCGGAGCACCGCCGAGUAACGCCAUGUGGUUAAAACUCUUCUUCCUGCUGCUUUACUUUUUCGUUUUGUUCGUCCUGGCGCGGUUUUUCGAGGCCGUGGUCUGGUACGAAACCGGCCUCUUCGCGACGCAGCUCGUGGAUCCGGUAACGCUGAGCUUCCGAAAGUUGAAGACGAUCCUCGAGUGUCGCGGUUUAGGCUAUUCUGGUCUGGCCGAGAAACGAGAUGUCCGAGAGCUGGUCCAGAACUCGGGAGAGCUGAUGCAGGGGGAGCUCUACUCUGCUUUAAAAAACGAAAAAGAGCAAGCAGGGUCGGACUCCAGCACCACCUUCAACGGGGAGAUGCACUUUUAUGAGUUAGUGGAAGACACUAAGGAUGGCAUCUGGUUGGUCCAGGUUAUAGCCCAAGACAGAAAUCCACUGCUGAGCACAGCCAACUGGGGCAAGAUGGUACAGAAAGUUUCUCAGUUUGGUAUCCGCACUGGCACUUUCAAUUGCUCGAGUGACUCGAGAUAUUGCCAUAAACGUGGUUGGAUGAAGUCCACCCUCAUCAUGUCAGUGCCCCAGACUUAUGCCUCUAAAGGAAAGGUCAUGCUAAAAGAGUAUAACGGUAGACGCAUUGAGACGGAACACAUCUUCAAAUGGAUGACCGCACAUGUUGCUUCCCGCAUCAAAACCAUCCGUUUCUCUCAGCAGUUGAUGGACGAUUGGUACCAGAGAGAAAAACAGCCCGUAAAGAUGUUCUUAUUUGCCAAACUGAUCCAGCCCCCUGCCUUCUUCUCAGCCCUCAGCAUCAAAUUCACAGGGCGCAUAGAGUUCAUUUUCGUUGACGUGCGCAACUGGGACAAUGCCACCUGUUUGGAGGAGAUCGGAGUGCAGCAGAUGCCCUCUUAUAUUCUCAAAACACCAGAAGGUAUCUACAGAUAUGGCAACAGCACUGGAGAAUACAUUUCCCUGCAUGCCAUGGACACGUUCCUACGGUCUGUCCAGCCAGAGGUCAAUGAUCUUUUUGUUUUGAGCUUGGUUAUGGUUAACCUCAUGGCCUGGAUGGACCUUUUCAUAACACAAGGAGCCACCAUUAAGCGCUUUGUGGUUCUAAUCAGCACAUUGGGGACGUAUAAUUCCUUACUCAUUAUCUCUUGGCUUCCCAUCCUUGGAUUCCUUCAGCUGCCAUACUUGGACAACUUUUAUGAGUACAGUCUUAAAUUGCUGCGCUAUGCUGAUACCACCACCAUUGCCUCUUGGGUCAGGGCAGAUUGGACUUUCUACUCCUCACACCCGGCUCUGUUCUUGAGCACGUACCUAGCCCACGGCCUGCUCAUAGACUACUUUGAGAAGAAGAGGAGGUGUGGCAACGAAGACCAGAAUGCAAAUAAUCUGGAGUGGCUGUCCAGUCUGUGGGAUUGGUACACCAGUUACUUGGUACAUCCUAUUGCCUCCUUUCAGAACUUCCCAAACGAGUCAGACUGGGAUGAUGAUCCUAACUUCCUUUUAGAUAGGUUGGCAUUCCCGGACCUCUGGCUUCGCCCGCUGGUUCCCAUCGACUACAUCAAAAACCUGCCCACCUGGAGGUUCAAGUGCACACAGCCAGAGGGUGCUGGCUUAGGGGACCAAGAUAAUCCGCCAGACAAGACGGUGCACCCAUCAAGAGAUGAACCAGGUAGUGACCAGCAAACACAUCAUUACAGCUCAGAGAAGACUCACACUAAAGAUGAGCGUUUGGCUGGGAUGAGGUCAGAAGAGUCCUGGUCCUCAGGAGAGGAACAGGACACCGAUUGGUCCCGGUGGCCCUGCGGCAUGCUCCACUGCACGGAAUGCGUCGUGUGUUUGGAGAAUUUUGAAACCGAAUGCCUUGUCAUGGGCCUGCCGUGCGGCCACGUUUUUCACCAGCAGUGCAUCGUGGUCUGGCUGGCAGGGGGACGACACUGCUGUCCAGUAUGUCGGUGGCCAUCCUAUAAGAAGAGACCAGCCAGACAACCUUAUGCAGAUUAUCCAUCCGAACCAGAAUAGCGUAUGCCAUUGGCUGCAGAUCUGCUUCCUGCACUUAACUUAUAAAAUACUUGAUGUGUCCAUUGUUAGUCUGUAGACCUGUAGAUCCAUGUUGUUGGCUCCUGUUUUUAUUUCCGGUGGUUUGAAUCUGCAUACACUUUACCGAAUAUAGGCCUUUUGUGGACAUAUUAAGUCUAGGCUUGGACUAAAUGUUCCUGCUAAUUGAAAAUGUUGGACUAGCCUUUUUAGUCCAUGUCGAAGGCUUAAUAUGUAUCCAGAAAACUGGCCUAAUAGGAACCUACUUUUUCCUAAUAUGAUUUAAUUCUGUGCUUGUCUGGAAAAAUUGGAAUCAAAUGCCUUGCGCUUAGAGAAUAAAUCUGAAAAGUGAACUUAUAAGUAAAAAGACAUGUAAGGCACUGCCUGCUGUCAUGCAGGCAAAGCAAUGCCAUCAAUUAAAAGGCAAGUUUCUUUGUAGCUCUUAUAAAGCCUGUUGGUCAGAUGAAGGCAAAAGUCUGCGUACGUGUUCUGUAUCAGAGUUCCAUAUACGUGUUCAAUGUGUCUUUAAUUUAUAAAUGUGAUCAGUUACGGUGUAAAAUUGAAUUUCUCAGCUUGGGCCAGGCAUACACUACAUUUUUUUUUAUCACACUGGAGCCAAAUAGCGGUUUGUGAGUUUGGACCACACCCAAAAUUGAGCUGGUGACAGGAGGGAAGUCUGAGAAGCUUGGGCAGAAGGUCUGGGGUGGCUUGCUCAGAACGAGCCCCCCUCCCCCCGAGGAGUUUCAGAUGUGGUCCUUCUCUGAAACCGAAGCUAUUUCAUUACUCCUUUUAAACACAACCCGAAAUGGAAGUGCUUUCAAAAUCAGGGUUGGAGUAAAUUAAAUGACAGGUCAUACGACUGAUCAUUGUUCUCAUCCCACUGUACACACUGACCUCGGGUGAUAUUCAGAGGUACUUGUGGAAGUGGUAGAAAUGCAUAUCGCUGUCGGACGAAAACCUUGCAUCUCCGUUUUUUUGUUGUUUUUCCGUUUUUGGUGUAAUUGUGAAACGCCUGUUGCGCUUUACAUUGUGUUUACAUAUUAUGAAGGAUGGAUAAAAUGAAAUGACUCAGAAUGACUUGGAAAACAAUCGGUUUCCAUUCGCUUACAUUAGUAGUUAUGUAGGAUUUUUCCUUUUCCUGUAAAGUUGUCAUUCUGGAGAUGCAAGGUUUUCUUCCGACAACAGCAAUAUGGAACUGUGUCAACAUUCCGAGGAGGAGAGGGUAGAGGAAGGAUGCGUUGUUGGUUUUAGCGUUCACUUUAGAAUUCAUUCAUGACUACAUUUCUACAAAACGGCACGUGUGGCUUGACCAGGACAUUUAAGCAGCUUAACGUGCCAGCAGACUACACCAACUCAACCAACGUUUGGGCAAUGAACUGUGAUCAUUUGAGACGUUCCCGAAUAUGAGAAUACUGGUUGUGUAGUGUAUCUCCAGCCGAAGUGUGAAGCGUGACAGGGCAUUAUUGAAGACAGGUCUUUAAGUUGAUUUAAAUCAUGCAAACAUCUGGGCAUGUGGAUCUGAUAUUUAUGCUAUACAGCAGAACUAACCAUAAGAAAUACUCAAACCUGAGCAAGUGUUUUGCACCCCAGGCAAAAAUGACAGGCUGACAUUGACCUGCUAGAGUCCAGAGCUCCGUUUCUGAUUCAUUCGCUUAUUCACUGAGGCAUGACCACGUCCUUCGUCCGUGACCGGAAUUGCUGCAUUGUAAGAACACUACUAAUGACCUUAUCCCACCAUCUUACUCCAGCUGUUUGUGUGAAUUUGAAACAUAAAUCGAAGCUUCAGUCUGUCGUGUUGUUCAAUUCAUUAAAGUUUAAUUUUCACAUGA
Messenger RNA from Pygocentrus nattereri (red-bellied piranha), 4384 nucleotides. RefSeq names its product ring finger protein 103 (gene rnf103). Gene Ontology annotation, biological process: protein ubiquitination. The transcript is spliced from 4 exons. Gene Ontology annotation, molecular function: ubiquitin-protein transferase activity. NCBI's taxonomy places the organism in Eukaryota, Metazoa, Chordata, Actinopteri, Characiformes, Serrasalmidae. Bases 558 to 2540 code for a protein of 660 amino acids. Gene Ontology annotation, cellular component: endoplasmic reticulum. The record is from RefSeq and is a predicted model, not a curated record.